AUGGGCUCCUGGGCCAAGUCUGCAACAACAGAGAGUUCACGGUUGCUAACACUCGAUUUUCCUUUUUGUGUCGUAUUCGCUGGUCAGAAAAACGCUCUCCGCACGCUAGCAACGGAAUCUGCUGUUGUUGCCCCGGAAAAAAAGACGGGCGCCGGUUUGUGGCAACGAUUGACGAGUUUCAUUGUUGGUGCAGGAUUAACGGGUGUCUUUACGCAGUACUAUAUCUUCGAAGAAGUCAAGAACGGGAAUUUGCUCAUGCUAGCCAAGCAAAAAGAGCUGGAAACCCGAAUUGCUAAAUUGGAGAAGAAAUAG
Messenger RNA from Phaeodactylum tricornutum CCAP 1055/1, 312 nucleotides. RefSeq lists its product with no specific name. The transcript has a single exon. The coding region runs from base 1 to 312 and encodes 103 amino acids. NCBI's taxonomy places the organism in Eukaryota, Bacillariophyta, Bacillariophyceae, Surirellales, Neidiaceae. The record is from RefSeq and is a predicted model, not a curated record.